Molecule: messenger RNA, 7316 nt
Organism: Gymnodraco acuticeps
Lineage: Eukaryota; Metazoa; Chordata; Actinopteri; Perciformes; Bathydraconidae
Gene: klf13
Product: Kruppel-like factor 13
Exons: 2
Coding region: 355-1137 (260 amino acids)
Biological process (GO): regulation of transcription by RNA polymerase II
Molecular function (GO): RNA polymerase II cis-regulatory region sequence-specific DNA binding; DNA-binding transcription factor activity, RNA polymerase II-specific
Source: RefSeq, a predicted model, not a curated record
ACAAGCAGCAGGAAGGACUGGCGCUCAGGAGACACUCGCUAUGCUGGAGAGUGUGUGAAGCCGCGAUGGGAGUUAACACAUCCAACUUUGUACAGGUCCUGUCACCGCUGUUGUUGCACUAAACAAAUACUCUGGGGUUAUCUCUCUCUUGCUCCGAGUGGGCUUGUCUGCAUUUUGUCCGAGGCGUUUCUCUCGCAGGAUGUUGAUGAUAUUGGAAAGCCGGGUAAGAUCAUAAAGUCAGUUCUCUCUGAUGAGAACGACCUCCUCCUCCUCCUCCUCCUCUCCACCACCACCACACAAAGGGAACCACGGAACAAGUUGUUUUUCUCACGGAAUCAUUUUUUUAUUUUUUGAAUGUCAUUAAGAAUCAGAGGGGGCUGUUUCAAAGACACAAUGGAUCACUUUGCAGCAGAGUGCCUUGUUUCAAUGUCCAGUCGUGCAAUUGUUCACGCUCCAAAAGGGAAUAGGGAGAUUAAACCAGAAACCCCGUCCUCCUCCAGGAACGGAGAGGACAUUAAAGAACCUUUGGUGAAAGACAACUCCUCUCUUUUUGUGGUGGCGCGGAUUCUGGCGGAUUUUAACCAGCAGACUCCCAACAAUGUUGCCGAGCAGGCAAAAAUAAAGGAUGAGAGCAUGCCGAACCUCAUAGAUGAUGGAAUCUCUGCCACACCUACCACCAUCUCCGAUCUUUCGCUCAAACAAAGAGGCAAAAGAUCGCGAGGUCGAACUGAGCAAGAAUCACCUCAGAAAAAGCACAAAUGCCACUAUUCAGGUUGUGAAAAAGUUUAUGGCAAAUCAUCCCACCUCAAAGCCCACCUAAGGACACAUACAGGAGAACGGCCUUUCCCAUGCACCUGGCCAGACUGCAGUAAGAAGUUCGCCCGCUCCGAUGAGCUGGCCCGCCACUAUCGCACCCACACGGGGGAGAAGAAGUUCGGCUGCCCGCUUUGUGACAAACGCUUCAUGCGCAGCGACCACCUCAUGAAGCACGCCCGGCGCCACUCAGAUUUCCAGCCCGGCAUGCUGAAGCGGCCGCACGGAGGCAGCGGCGGCAGCACCACACGUCCCGGCUCCCUCAGUGACUACAGCCGCUCGGACGCCUCCAGCCCCACCCUCAGCCCCGCCAACUCGCCUUAAACUGAAACUCAGUCGCACUUUCAGCCUCUGACUUGCAAGGCCUGUGUUUUCGUCGUAACACUUGUGUUGCACACUUGUCAGCAACCCCCCCCCCCCCUUUGCUAUUCCUGCGCUUGCUGUGGUGUACCAUACUGUACAUAACUGCUUAUUGUAGUGCAAUUACUUGUGAUCCUAAAAGAAGGUAAUGCCUUUCCCAGACGGCAAUACUUACAUUAUGUACCAUACGUCUGUAUUUUUUAAGCUUCUGAUCAUGACUAGUUGUCCCAUGUAUGUUGUCAGUCAGCUAAACAAGGUUAAGAAGGGAAAAAACACAGACACCCUGACAGUCUUAUCAAAAUGGCUUUUUCUUUGUUUUUUUUUAACAAGUGAGGAAAAGGGGUUCACACACACACCUCAGGAUUGAAGACAGUUGCUAUUUCUGUAGUACCACAGUACUUAACCGUACUCACAUUGACUGCACAAUAUACUCAUCACUUUACUCUGAAAUUCAACAGGAGUUGAAUUUUACGCCCUGCUCAGGGAUGGCCUUGUUAGCUUGAAAGAAUGAACAUGGAGAAGAGAAACAUUCAGUACAUAAUAUAGCAGCCUUACACUCAACACAAUUUGCACUCUUUGUUUUUUUGUUGGUUUUCACAUCUCGAGGAAACUAACCCACCGGUCAAUCGUACACAGAACUCAUGUUUUUGUUUUUGGAGACUUCAUAUGUAAUGUAAUUGCUGUGUGUUAACAAAACGAUCCCCCAACCUCGACCUCAGUAAACAAAACACAUCUGUUCCUCAGAUAUUCAGUUUCCAUUACACUGGGUUAUGUAUUUCAUUAUACAGCGGUGUGCAGUGUAUACUGUGUAAAUCUGCACUGUGGGAGGAUACUAUUGGGUUAACAGUUUUUAUAGGUAAUCUCAGUUGAAGAAACUUUAAAUAGAGACAGUUAAGUUUCAAAGCAGCUGGUCAUGCUUUUAAAAGUGCUGUAUCAUCAGCCAGUCACACAAAAAGGACACAAAGGGACUUUAGUUGAAACAAUGUUUAUCCCCUUCUCAAGCACAUAGGAACAAGCACCAAAGACAAGAGUGAAUGAAAGCUCUCUAUUCAGUCUUGUAAGCCGCCCUUCAUUGAGGCCUGGGGCUGGUGGUUGGCAGGAUCACAGGUAGAACCAGACAGCUGGCACACUUCCCUCCUGGCUCAGAUUUUUUUGUGUUCUCCCUUGAGGAAACAGCUGCAUCCCACAAGAAGCUAUUCAAAGCCCGCAGGAGGAGUGCUAACAUGCCAUUCCUGGGUCUACCUGUUCUGUCAAAGAAGGCUCCAACUCCGCCAAAUUGCGUAAGGUGGGAGGGUCAAAUGUAGGCCAGAGUGCUGGGCAGAGCCGGGACAUGGAGCACAGAGAGAACAAAGCGGCUAUCUGCAAUAGACAUGCAAGAGAGGGCUGCUCCUGAUAAAAGAAGUUAGGUUUAUCACCAGCUGAGCAGCACAGAGUAGGAGACACCCCCAUCUUCCUCCCUCCAGACGGCUGACACAUUGAGCAGAAAAAUGGGCGUGAUUAGCGUGAUGAUUCGAACUGUAGGAUAAGCGUAUAGAGACAAGAACAACAGUACUACCUAGUCAGCCCUAGCAGUGUGGGUGGGACACACCCAACUCCAUCGAAAAAAACUGUUGCUCCAAAUUCACACUGAUAAACCAGGGCUCUCAAACAGCUGCUUUCAAACUUCUCUCUCGCAAACAAAGGGGGGCUUUUAAACUGUUGAACAUUUGAACCAAAACGAACAUAUCAGCAAGGUGCAGUUUCACCAGCCUCGCAUGGUCCUCCCUGUGAAGCUCAGAUAUCCUGUGAGAAAGCUCACUUGUGUUUCUAGACAGACAUGCCUCAAUAAGUCAGGCAAAAGGCACAGUAAACCUUCCAUGGGGGCGGGCACCACUAUCAAAACUGCUGCAGCCCCGCCGGUCUGGGUUAUGCCUACACUUUCUCUUAAUGCUUCAGCACUACGACCGGAAAUAGUUUCAUUGAUGUGUUUGGUCCUGUCAGAGCCCUCCAGACUGUUGUCAUCAUUAAUCGCGUGUGCUAGCUUCUUUCUACCAGCGACCCUCGCCCUGCAGUCUCGUGCUUCACACUAUAUGCAUGUUAACAACUGCGCCUUGGAAGCGCAGAGGGUUUUUGAGGCGGUCUGGCAGGUGUUAAGUUCAUGAAUGGCCGUCCUUGUCCCUCGUUCUCCACAGCAGCCAUCUCUCUUUAAAGUUGUGAAGAAUCAGAUCUGUCACAUCCUCGUGAAAGAAAACAUCCCUUAUUUAGAUUGAAUGCAGUAGUUUCCUAAAAACAACACAUGUUGAAAGAAAACCAACCCUCUGUAAGAUGUUAAAACAGUUUCCAGACUGUAAGAUGACACUUUGAAUGCCACUGAUCAGCAGCUCUUUGUGAAAGAAGCACUGAUAGGGUUUUACAUUUACCAUUUCUGGGAAAAAAAAGCAACUAUGAUUUUCACAAACAAACUCUUCAGAUAGCUGUUGAGCAGCUUUUUGUAGUAUCUAUCCGUGACUAUUUUUUUGCUUUUAUGGUAUUUUUUUUACUUGGUUACUAAUGUAACUUUUUAUUGCAAAAAAAACGUUAUGAGUAGCUCCCCCUCAAGCAGGUUUCAUGAAUUGAUUCUCAAACCAUAAUCUGCACAUUUACCUCAGGGUCGACAUCCGCAAAGCAGAUGAUGGGACAGUUUGUGGAUUUUGUUGUAACAUCAGUUCCUGCACAGAAAUGUCUGCCAGCCCCCCCCCACAGGUGUUCCUGGGUGCUCACUGCGGGUCAGUGUCCGACCACACUGGAACACAGGAACGCCUCCGAACGGGGCCCAGCUCCUGCCUAAAAUGUCUUCAUAACAUCCUACAGUUUAUACUAUUAUGCGCCUUAGUAAGCACUGGGCACUCUGGAGCUCUUUUCAGUGAAACGCCCCUUUAAACACCGUUGACCCUUAGUGUCAGUGGACUUACAGUAGGCAACAGGAAGCUCUACCAUCGGAAAAUAAACAGACUGUGACAGUGUAAACAUCCAAAUCCAUCCAGACUGCACCAGUGACGUAUACUGUAGGCCUCCACGGGCAAGAGUGUCUCGUAACUUUUAUUCUCACUGUACCAAAUCUACUUGAAUAAUUCAACACAAAAGGCCAUUGAACACAGUUUUGUACAUGUUCAUUUUUACUGUACUUGUUUGUCAAAUAAUUAUUAACCUCCCUGGAAAAAGUUGUAUAGUAUGUUUGAUUUAUUUUAGGGCUUUUUUUCUAGAUUUUCCAUUGUCUUCAGGUCAUUUCAGCAACAUUUUUGAAUAUAUCACAGCUAAGGUUGACUGUUUUUGUCGGGCUUUUAAAAAGGCACCAUGUUUUGUUAAACAUAAUUAUAUUCCUUUUUAUGGGGUUCACCCCUUUAGUCAGACACACUUUAAACUCUGUUGAUGUCAGGAUGCAGGUUAUUUCCAGCCUGUUAUCCAAAAGUUCCUCCAGGUCAGAAACGAAUGGAUUGUUUGGAAAUGACGAUAAGGAAAGGAAACCUCCUGACCUCUAUGUUCGAAAAUGUAAGUUGGAGUGACGUAAUUUCUUUAUUAUUUAGUUUUUUGAACGUUUUCCAUAAGAAUAGAGACCACAGUAUUGCGAGUUAGCAAUGUAGUCAUACUUUGUAUUAUUGCUUUUUUUGUCUCAUAUGAAAUGCUUGUAUAUUUUUUCAAAAAUCAUACCUCUUGAAAUAUUUGACUUUUGUUGUAUCUUCAUAUCUUUUUAAAACAUCCAUCAUGUAGCUUAAGUUUGCUUGAUGAGUAGCACAAAUAAUGGUGGUUUUAUCUGCCUUGAAUGAAGAAGGAAAGAGACUGUUUUCUGUAAAAAAAAAACUAAAACAAAAAAACACUGGGCUACAUUUUAUAUAAUCAUCCUCUGUUGUCAGGGUCCUACAUUCUUGUAGAUUCAAAAGGUAAUAUUUCAAGGAAAUAAUAAAACCGUAUUUUUUAUCAAUUUAUGUUAUAAAAAUAUUUUUAAAAAACCUUCUCUACUGAAGUCCAUUUGUCUACGUUUAAACAUGAGGGAUGAUGUCAGCUGUAAACUACUAUGAUCCUCCACUUCAGCGUUUCUAAAUCCAACUUUACGAUUGUAAUCCUGGUAAUAUUACAGCUUUCCACAUCUGUCAGAGAAAAAAGGACAAAUGGACAAACAAUGGUCAAAAAUAAAUACAAGGUUUCUUCACAAUGGUAACUGUGUACCAGUUAAUAUUCGUUCUGCUAAUUGUAAAAUAUAUUAAAGUGAUUUGGUUGUUGCCUUCACAUGUAAAGAACUAACAUUAAUCUUAUUUUUUAAAUUCCUAUUGAUUACAUGAAUAUAUCACGGAUCAGACCGUCUCAUCUUCAUGACUGGUCUCAGCGAACAAGCAUGAUGGACGCAUUGUGUGCCAAAACUAUACUGGUAACUUCUUAAAGAUACAACAGUGGAGGGUGAACAAACCUAGCUACUAUCAGACAUUUAACAAACUUGUACAGUUUUAUAAAGUGUCACAUGUUUUUAUGUAAUGUACAGGAUUUAAUGAAGCAACUGUAUAUUUAAUAUGCAAGUGCUCUAAGUUAAAUAUUUUUUUUCUGCUUUAUGUAAACAUUUUUGAUUGUGUAGCUUUGUUUUCAUUUGGUUCUUGUUAUUUAAUUUGUACUUUUUUUCUUUUUCUGUACAAUACUCAAGCAAUGUAUAAUGGCUUAUUACAGGUAUUUUUUGACAUAAACAAUCUUAAUGAAUAUUAACGCCCAACCAUUCCAAAGGAUUGAAAAUUGCAUUUGCUAUACAUGUGCUGCUUACAUGGACCCGAUGCAUUUUUGUAGAUUAUGAAUAGAAGUCUGUCUUGACUGUGAGUUUUUACACGUUGUGAGUUGAGCACAAGGUACGUUUCUCAUUGUCAACAUUUCCCAGGUUUAAUCUCUCCUCUCUCCUCUGCGGGCUCUUUGUAUAGGUUAAACCAAUUGGAAAGAACAACAUACAUGCAAUAUUUUAAAGUAAAGAAAUGUAUGAUAUUUAAAAGAUAAGGACAUACAGGGCAUGUCUUCCCUCAUGACAAAGGCCUGAGGAUCUAUGAAAUGUUUUAAGAGGCAGCCAUGAAAGGAGAGAGUUGUUCUCGAGCAGUGAGAAGGAGCUUUGAGUUUUCGCAGCUCAUCACAGCUCCACAGUUACAAGUUGUUACCAAAUGCUUUGAAGGGAAAGAUGAAUGUUGCAGUAAUUUUGAACCCAACCCACUUUGGACCCCUGGGUUCAACUUUACAUGCUGAUAAUUGUUGAUCAAUGGAUGUUAUGCUUGAUAUGGACCUUUUUCUACAUCUCAAAUAAGCAAUUUUGUUUUCUUUUUUUCUGAAAAUCACUUGAAUGAACAAAACCUGUUCAAUCAUACGAGCAAAACUAAUUGUGACUGAGUAAAAUAUGAGAAACAAAAGAGACUGAGUGAGUAGGAACAUGCAGAGUAGCAGACCACAUCUGUCUGUACCCUUCACUGACCAUGUGGUCUUGCUUGACUGCCUGAACUGAAACUGUACGGCAUUUGCUCUUCACUGUAGGAAUGCACACUGACAAAAAGGCUUUUCAAGCGUUGGACAUAUUUGCCCUUAAAGGAUUAGUGUGUUCUAGGUUAUGCAGUACACAGUGCAGUGAAUGACCUCCCUUUAACUAAAGAGAGAGCCUCUCACCAGCCCCUUGGUUCUGUUUCCGUACCUGUUUGUCCUCAGUGUAAUGUUGCUCUCUUGAUACCUCUGUGUGUUUCCCCUCUGCCCAUCACCAUCAGUUGCCUGUUGUAGUGACUCUGUGGUGCUGCUUCCCCUUUCAGCACCAGUAUAAUCUAAUCUGUAAAUAACUCUCGACUCAGCUAUGGCCAGUACAUUCUCCGUUGACCUCACUCUAACCUUCAGGUGUCAUUUUUUUCUCUCAGCAAACCAAAAUCACUACAUUCAAGUAUUACAGUUGUACAGUUCGGGAUUUCUCACACAUUCAAUGUGCUGGUCUUAGCUGCUCUGCUGUACCUUUUUAUGGCAUUAUUUUUUACAUGUUAGACAAUAUAUUGUGACCAUGUCCUAUGCAAAUAUGAAAAAUAACAGAUUGUUGGAUAAUGUAUGUUGGAUAAUGUAUGUUGUCAUAACUUGUAUGCAUGAAAUAGUGAAGUUUACAAUUGGAAAUAAAUUCAUAAAAUAAGCAGCUA